UGAACAUGGGUGAAUUUCUGAACGGCUCCGACUUGUGCAACCACAACCUAACCAGCUUCAACCAGAUGAUGGAUAGGAUGUACACGUACUUCUACCUGCUGCUCUUCAUCCCCGGCCUGCUCCUCAACACCACUGCCCUGUGGGUCCUCUGCAGACACAUCAGCAAAAGGACGAAGGCGGUGAUCUUCAUGAUAAACCUGGCUUUGGCGGACUUGGUCCACAUCCUCUCUCUGCCUCUCCGGAUUUAUUAUUACUUCACGCACACCUGGCCUUUUGGACGCAUCAUCUGCUUGUUCUGCUUCUACUUGAAGUACUUCAACAUGUACGCCGCCAUCAUUUUCCUGGUCUGCAUCAGCAUGCAGAGGUGCGCCUUCUUGCUCAACCCGUUCAGGGCCCGCCGCUGGAGGCGCCGCUACGACCUGGUCAUCGCAGUCACCGUGUGGGUUGUGGUUGGCGUGGCGUGUUCCCCUUUCAUCCUGAUGAGGAUCGACAGCAGCUCAUCGACUCUCCACGCGUCCACCCCAUUGGUGAUCACCUCCACACAACAAUCCACGCCGUUUCCCGCCCAACACCACAGCACGGCUACCGUCAGCACGACGUCCGGCUGUUUUAAAGACCUGCCCAUUCGUAAAGUGUCGCUGUCCGUGGGGAUCACAAUGAUCACUAUCUGCGAGCUGUUCGGCUUCCUGAUUCCCCUCGCCCUCAUCGGCUACAGCUCCUUCCGUACCGUCAUGUCCCUCAGACACAAGGAGACUCCGGACCAGAAGAGCUCAACAGCCUUGACACGCAACCGCCUCCAGUCUGUCACCUCCAACGGCCACUCUGAGAAAUACCACGAGCAGGCCAGGGCGGAGAAACGGCGGGCUCUGCGGAUGGUGCUGGGCUGCUAUGCGCUCUUCCUGUUCUGCUUCGCUCCUUAUCACAUCAACUUCCUGCUCUACUUAAUGGUUUCUCAGAACCUACUGACCCACUGCGCCACCGGGCUGGCCGUGAGGCAGUUUCACCCCAUCUCCCUGUGCAUCGCCAGCCUGAGCUGCUGCCUCAACCCGCUCCUUUAUUACUUCCUCACGGCUGAGUUCAGGAUGCACCUGGCCAAGCGCACCUCCUCCUUCAACUCAUCCGUCCUGUCCUCUCCAGUCACCUCCCCGUCAGACUGUCCCGCACAGUGCAGGUUACUGAGACUGGAGAGCACCUGCUCAAAGUGAGACUGUUCUGGAACGAAACUGAAUUAAAUAAGUAUUAUCAAAGAAUGUGGUUAAUAAACAUUACAACUUUCCUUCACAUAUAUAGAUGUUUGGUUUUGUAUCUCUUUAAUGUAUACUUGUAAAUAAAAGCCCAACCUUUGUUUCCUA
This is a messenger RNA of Oryzias melastigma (Indian medaka), 1352 nucleotides long. It is a transcript of the gene p2ry10, whose product is annotated as P2Y receptor family member 10. The coding region runs from base 6 to 1205 and encodes 399 amino acids. Gene Ontology annotation, cellular component: membrane. The transcript has 3 exons. Lineage: Eukaryota; Metazoa; Chordata; Actinopteri; Beloniformes; Adrianichthyidae. Gene Ontology annotation, molecular function: G protein-coupled receptor activity. The record is from RefSeq and is a predicted model, not a curated record. Gene Ontology annotation, biological process: positive regulation of Rho protein signal transduction; phospholipase C-activating G protein-coupled receptor signaling pathway.